CUGCAGCGCGCUCACUCACUCGCUUAGCUCCACCUGGAUUAAAAGCAGUCGCUUUAGCAGUGAGACAGGAGCAAAGGGGGAGUUUCACUUCGCACUUACUGUGCGUAGACUUCAGCCCACCCACUUCACCACUGACACACGCGCGCACUCUCUCUCAUUGCUUCACUUCAGCGCCUCCACUGAGUCCCAUCUGCACGUAUGCACGGGAGCAUGGCAGCCGCUCAUGGCGAGUAUAGAGGCUACCUGCGCACGACCGUGGACGUGGAGGCCGGCCACCACCGCCUCCACCCGGCGGCCGGCUCGGAGCACUCGCACCGGUCGCUCCUGUACGGCACCUUGUUGAUCAUGGGAUUGCUCCAGGUGGCGUCCAGCGUGGCCAUCCUGCUGCACCUGACGGGAUAUUUGCAAGAGGUAGAUCUGACCACUGCUCCACGUCGGCCCAUUGAAGAAGUACAGACGGAGCCGGUGCUGAACGCGCUGAGAGCUCCCAAGAAAAACCGACGCUUGAAGAACCAGAAGGAGAGCCCACCCUCCGCCCACCUUCCCAUCGAGGUGCAUCAACAGUUGGCUAAGCCGGGUGAACCGAGUGCAAUCCCUAUCGACUGGGACGAGGUGCACGGGUACCGUCACAGGAUGGACUACCAGAAGGGCAAACUGCUGGUGGUCAAGUCGGGCUUCUACUACGUCUACGCCAAAACCUGCUUCCGCUACUACGAUUUACCUGGGGAUGGAAGCCAAAGCGGCGGGCCCUACAUGGACGUGAGCAACACGCAGCUCAUCCAGUACAUCUACCACGAGCGCAUUAAUAAGCACAGCAAAGCGGACCUGUUGAUGAAGACGGGCAGCACCAUGCGCUGGGACAACUCCAGCUACAAUAUGUACUGCGCCCAGCAAGGCCGAGGCCUCUGGCUGGAUCAAGGAGACGCCUUAUACGUCACUGUGUCCAACGCAUGGAUGCUGGACCCCGAUGGAGUGGGGACGUACUUUGGGGCCAUUAAGUUGGGUAACUGAAAAUGUUGACGCUUGGGACGGCGCCAUGCUACUGAAGUGACCCCAAAGAACCACUGAUAUUGUGCAUUUAUAGUUUCACCACAUAGCCACAAACAAAACCACACUCGAUUCGGUCCAAUGUAGCGCUGGAUACUUUUUUUUUUUAAACUCAUGUUAUUCACAUUUUAAUUUGUUGUUUGUUUUUAUGCACUGAUGAGACGACAAAGGGCGCAAAGUGAGGAGAUGUUGGCCAAGAAACUCAUCAGUGUCAUCAUGGAAAUACUGAAGCUGAUCAAGCAUCUGUUUGCAUUUUAACAUCAGCCGGACCAAAAUAUUCCUCGGCCGCAGCUGUCAGUGUUUUUCUGGAAAAAAAACAACGAUUUUCGAGGGUAUGAUCGAGGUGGGCCAGAUGAGGUGCCUUCUUGACGUCCACGUUUACAUACAAAUCACUGACUCCAUAACAGUUGUGCCUGGAGUAUUCCAUGCUGUUGCUACAAUGCCUAAAGUCAUAUGUCAGCUAUCAUUUUUGUCCCAAAUCAAGCAAUGGGGUAUAUGAAGAUACUGUACCUCAGAAAUAUGCCAACCCUAUGAUGUCAAUUUAACAUUUAUUGCCCUUUUAAAUGUUCCCACUCAUGUGUGUGAGCUGGAGCCUAUCCCAGAUCACCUUGGCUGAGAGGCGGGGUGUCAUUUUGACAAAUAGUCACUUUGGUUGGAAUUGGAACAUUGAGGUCCAUGUCAACAUCAGUCCCUUACUCUAAACCACAAUUGGUUGAUUCAACUGCGACUUUGGCUCGUUUUUUUUUAUUUGAAUAUAGUGUCUCAAAUGAUGAUAUUCACAUUGUGACAUUUCUGACUGCAUUCCCACAAGCAACAUGAUUGGUUUCCUGUGUGUGACGAUCAACAAGCGAUGCAGAUAGCUGGACUGUCUGUUCUUGAAUGACACGAAAAGACUCUUUAAAAAAAAGGACGAGCCAAAUCGACUUUGGUUUGUCUUUAACUUAUUUUUCUCUCGGUUUUCAUUUGGCUCUACAGUGAGGUAAAUGGGAAUAUGCACUAACUAUUUAUUUAUUAGCUAUAGGAGUACAGAGGCGGGUCACUGUUAAAGUGACUUUUCAGCUGUAAAAAAAAAAGAAGUAAAAAAUUCAUGUAUAUUUUAUGCCUACAGCAUUCAUUAUGCAGCACUUAGAAAAUAGUAGGCACGCUUUUUUUUUUUCUCAAUUAAAAACACAGGAGCUUCAGCUCUAAUUCCAUAUUUAUGUAUCUCCGUUUUGACAAUUGUGUGUGCACUCGCCUAGCGGAAAGCGAUGUAGAUUUAUUGUUUAUUCCACAAGAUAGUAACGUACCGGAUUUCAACUGAUACAUUUUUCUCAGUCUGAUUUUCUUUUUAUUUAUGGUUGUGUAUGUUUAAAUAAAAAAAUACUACUUUUGUAA
This is a messenger RNA of Syngnathus typhle (broad-nosed pipefish), 2421 nucleotides long. It is a transcript of the gene tnfsf11, whose product is annotated as TNF superfamily member 11. NCBI's taxonomy places the organism in Eukaryota, Metazoa, Chordata, Actinopteri, Syngnathiformes, Syngnathidae. Gene Ontology annotation, biological process: immune response. The transcript is spliced from 4 exons. Bases 199 to 1011 code for a protein of 270 amino acids. The record is from RefSeq and is a predicted model, not a curated record. Gene Ontology annotation, cellular component: membrane. Gene Ontology annotation, molecular function: tumor necrosis factor receptor binding.